Messenger RNA from Stomoxys calcitrans (stable fly), 929 nucleotides. RefSeq names its product serine protease 1. Lineage: Eukaryota; Metazoa; Arthropoda; Insecta; Diptera; Muscidae. The transcript has 2 exons. Gene Ontology annotation, molecular function: serine-type endopeptidase activity. Bases 45 to 860 code for a protein of 271 amino acids. The record is from RefSeq and is a predicted model, not a curated record. Gene Ontology annotation, biological process: proteolysis.
GCGAUUUUCGACAAUUGUAUCAGUUACAAUUGAAGACUUGCAGUAUGAAAAUCUUCAUUGCCCUAGUUUUGGCCUUGGCCACAGUUUCUGCCGAGGAAAUCUACUCUCGCAAUAUCGUUGUACCUGUUGUUGGCGAUAGUGAGGGCCGCAUUACCAAUGGUAAUACUGCCACCGUUGGCCAAUUCCCCUAUCAGGUUGGUCUAUCCUUGCAAGUUACUCCCACUGCCGCUGCUUGGUGCGGUGGUUCCUUGAUCGGCAAGGAAUGGGUUUUGACUGCUGCUCACUGUACCGAUGGUAUUAUCGGAGCCACAGUCUACUUGGGUGCUACCGUCCGCACCUCUGCUGAAGUCACCUAUAAAGUUUCCAACAAGGACAUCAUUGUUCACUCUGCCUGGAGGCCCAGCAACUUGAGAAACGACAUUUCCUUGAUUAAAAUCCCCGCUGUCUCUUACUCUGCCAAGAUCCAACCCGUUAAAUUGCCCGCCAUCUCCAACUCCUAUUCUACCUAUGCUGGUGAUUAUGUCAUUGCCUCUGGCUGGGGCCGCAUUUCUGAUGCUGCCGUAAGUGUUACCAACAACUUGCAAUGGGCCCGUAUGCAAGUCAUCAAUAACAACGUUUGCGCCGCCUCUUAUGGAAGCUCCAUUGUUGUUUCAUCCACCCUUUGCGUCUCGACCCCUGGUGGUGUCUCCACUUGCAACGGUGACUCUGGCGGUCCAUUGGUUUUGGAAUCGACCAAAGUGCAAAUUGGCUUGACCUCUUUCGGUUCCUCUGCCGGCUGCGAAAAGGGAUUCCCUGCUGCCUUCACUCGCUUGACCAGCUACUUGGACUGGAUCAAAGUCAACACUGGUAUCUCAUAUUAAAUGAAUUUGUCCAUAUUAUAACAACGAUGAAUUAAAAGCGCCUUUUUUUAAAGGGCAAAGAAAAUUUUA